AUGAAGUACGUGUGCGUUUUUUCCUUAACUAUUAUCCUUUGCUGCCUGUCAGUUGGAGCGCAGCGUCUAAAUUGCAGCAGGAUUCGUGAAAAUUGUCGUCCUUGUACGCGACGUUUAGUAGAUCCCAUUAACAAUCUGGAGUUUAUAAAUAGAGAUUGCAGGGAAAAAGUGAGGGAACGUUGGAUUUGGCGAGACGUUAGACGUUGUGAUAUGCAAAUUGUUGCGUGCGAAAAUCAUGAGAGCAGAUUGGAUUGCGAGAAUGUGGCUAGGAUAACUGGAAUGAGACGAAUACGUUAA
Molecule: messenger RNA, 297 nt
Organism: Drosophila takahashii
Lineage: Eukaryota; Metazoa; Arthropoda; Insecta; Diptera; Drosophilidae
Gene: Eig71Ej
Product: Eig71Ej
Source: RefSeq, a predicted model, not a curated record